GAUGCCACAAAUGAACGGAUCCUUAAUCACAGCUACAGAGUUUAUUAUUGGUGGAAUCCCUGGUCUUGAAAGUUAUGAAAAAGAAUUGUUUGCUUUAUUUUUGAUCAUUUAUAUAUUUACCUUAUUAGGAAACGUAUGUGUUAUCGUUCUGAUCGUGGCUGACCGCAGGUUGCACACUCCUAUGUACUUUUUUAUCGCUAAUUUGUCUCUUGUCGAUUUAGUGACCACGACAACAGUGAGUCCGAAAAUGUUAUCCGCGUUCCUGCUUCACGACAACAUAAUUUCAUAUUCGGCGUGUUUCCUACAGAUGUAUGUCUUUCUGUCGUCGGAGUGCACGGUUUGUUUCAUGCUGGCGGUGAUGGCAUUUGACCGUUAUGUCGCAAUAUGCAACCCCUUGCGUUACAGCAGCAUUAUAACUAAUAAGACAUGCAUUCUGCUAGCCGGCUGUACUUGGUUGUCAGGUUUUAGCUUCCCGGCAGUCUCGGUUUAUCAGACUCUUCAUCUGCAAUUCUGUGGACCAUACACGAUUCCUUAUUGCUUCUGCGACUUUCCCCCCGUGUUGCUGCUGGCAUGUUCGGACACCAGCGCAGUCAUCCAGCUCGGACUUACUCUUGCGCUAGUAGGAAUCAACUUCCCAUUUGUGUUCGUGAUUGCUUCUUAUGCGAAAAUCUUAAUCUCGAUUCUUAAAAUUGCAUCUAGAGAUGGUCGGCGGAAAGCUUUUCUUACGUGCAGCUCACAUCUGCUUUCGGUCUUUACCUUUUACGCGUCCAGCGCUUUUAUGUACGCACUCGUCAGAUCUGAAGCAGUUUCUCUCCAGGCAAGAACGCUCAUCACUCUGUCAUACGCUGUAUUUUUACCCAUGAUUAACCCCUUGAUUUAUAGCUUUAGAAAUAAAGACAUUAAAAAUGCUAUGGGGAAACUGUUGUAUGGAUCUGUAAGUCCUUUCCCCUAACGUUUCUUAGGAUUGCUUGGCUAAUCUGAAAUUUAAAUCUAAAUUCUCUGAACCGCUUCAUGGAUAAAAUAGCGUCCGUGAUUUAUCCUCUGUGAUCUGGCUUUGUUCUUAAGGUUUUUGCAUUAACUUCUUCUCCUUGAGAGUCUAAAACUGAAUAAAUGCUGUAAAGGAGCUUGCGGCAGAAAUUAAUACAUACUCUAAGAAAAUACUGAGAGAUACAGCACAUCACGUUUUUGUUUA
This is a messenger RNA of Erpetoichthys calabaricus (reedfish), 1192 nucleotides long. Its product is annotated as olfactory receptor 2AT4-like. The transcript has a single exon. Lineage: Eukaryota; Metazoa; Chordata; Cladistia; Polypteriformes; Polypteridae. The coding region runs from base 2 to 952 and encodes 316 amino acids. The record is from RefSeq and is a predicted model, not a curated record. Gene Ontology annotation, biological process: G protein-coupled receptor signaling pathway. Gene Ontology annotation, cellular component: membrane. Gene Ontology annotation, molecular function: olfactory receptor activity; G protein-coupled receptor activity.